CCCCCCCCCCCCCCCCCCCCCGCCGGCCGGGCCGGGCCGCUGCCAUGUUCACCAGCACCGGCUCCAACGGGUUCUAUAAAGCGCCUUUGUCAAAGAGUUUGUUACUAGUCCCAAGUGCCAUCUCGAUUCUAUUGACUCUGCUCUUCCAACACUAUCAGAAGUUCUUUGCGUAUAACCUACAAGCUGUAAAAGAGGAUUUUCAGAUUUGGAGACUUGUAUGUGGAAGAACAAUAUGUCUUGAUUUGAAAGACACAUUCUGCAGCAGUCUGCUCAUUUACAACUUCAGAAUAUUUGAAAGAAGAUAUGGCAGCAGAAAAUUUUCAUCUUUUUUACUGGGCGCUUGGAUGCUCUCAGCUUUGUUUGAUCUUCUCCUUGUAGAAAUCACUCAGUAUAUAUUUGGCAUCACCAUCAACAGCUUGCCUUCUGGUUUCUUGGGUCCUGUGUUUGCGCUGUUUGUUCCAUUUUAUUCCUCCAUUCCAAGAGUGCAGGUGACACAAGUAUUGGGCCACUUUUCUAUCACAAACAAGUCUCUGGUCUACAUACUGGGUUUACAGCUCUUAACCUCUGGUUCCUACAUCUGGAUUUUAGCCUUAAGUGGAUUGAUUUCUGGGAUUUGCUACAAUAGCAGUAUCUUAAAAGUUCAUCGAAUUCUUUGUGUACCCAGAUGGGUAGCAAAGGUAUUUUCUUGGACUCUUGAACCAGUCUUCUCGUCUGCGGAGCCAACGAAUGAAGUUCGAGUGGGAAUGGGAGCGACAGUUGACAUCCAGAGGCAGCAGAGAAUGGAGUUACUGGACCGGCAAAUCAUGAUGUCUCAGGUUGCCCAAAUGAGGCGGCAGAGGCAGCAGCAGGGUGGGAUGAUUAACUGGAAUAGACUGUUUCCUCCUUUACGUCAUAGACAUAAUGCGAAUUAUCAAGAUCAUCACCCGUCUGAACAAGGCAUACCUCCACCUACAGAGGUUUCUGAAGAGCAGGUUGCACGACUUAUGGAAAUGGGGUUUUCCAGAGGAGAUGCUCUAGAAGCUCUGAGGGCUUCAAAUAAUGACUUAAAUGUAGCCACUAAUUUUCUACUGCAGCACUGAUGGUUUUGUGUGUGAAAGAACUUCACCCAUGGGUUUGUACAUGCCUGGGAGAGGAUCAAAGCCACCUGCUGGGCAGACUCACCAAGGUCGGCCCCCCAAGAGCGUCGGAAGAGAGAAACAGCUCCGCGUGACGGGUGACUCAGAGCGAUGUUCAGAAAUGAUGUGAACUGUUCCCAAGCCUUCGGAUCACUUGCUGGUUUCUAGUCUGGUUAUCCUGUUCAAAGUAACUUUAGUUUCUACUUGUUACUGGAUAUCACCUAAAUUUAUUUUUAAAUAAAAUAGGUGGGUUUUUGUUCUUGUAAAUCCUUGUUAGACGUUAUCAGAAUUAAUUAUUAGGGGGAAAAAAGGCUUCAACAACUACAACAGCUAGAUUCACCUGUCAAGAAAAAUAAUAUUUUCUUUAUUUACAAGUCUAAUUCCUAUAGCUUAAAUGUUAUUUUACAGUACUUGAUUUUUUAUUACAGUAAUAAGAGGUUUGAAGAACACUUAAUUUUCAACUCAAUAGAGGGUUAUGGGACUACUAUGUCAUUCUUUGCAAAGUUUUAUUAAUGCCUGUAAUAUUUUAUUUCUCAAAUUUCUUUUUGAAUAAAAGUUGUCAUUCAGCACGUAAUAGACAGAUAGGACGAGGGAAAAUUUAUACAUGUGUAUGGUGAGCUAUGGCAAGUGACCACUGUAAAUUUGAAUUUUUACAAACUGAGUGAAUUGCUGUUCCAAUACGGGUCAUGAAGAUACUCACUGGAAGCAAUAAAGGUGAAUUGAAUGAUGCAAUAAGAUCAGAACUGGAAUGAUGUGAAUGACUUCCAUGGCUGACUCAGAGAUGACUUCUGUAACAAUGGAUGUAUGCAGUGUCCUGUGUGCUGCUUUCAUUUUUUUUCACCUGGCUGCAUGCUGUCUUAAAAGAAAAUUACAAAAAGCUAACUUUUCUACAUAUAAUUCUAGUUUUCUAGUGUCAGAGAUGAGGAUGGCCCUGCAUUUGGAGAAUCCUCACUGUCUUAAGCAGCUUAGUGUUGACCACAGGCUGGAACAUUAAUAUUAGGGGUGAUCCAGGCUGGUGCAGGAGGCAACAGGACAGAAGUGCCAAGCUUGUGCCAUGCUGUGUUUGAAGUUUAGAUUGAUUCCUGAAUCAGCUUGCUUGGCUUGACUCUCCAAAGUGCUCAGUAUUAGCACCUCAGGACUUGCAGGAGGUGGGGUGCAGAGAGGGGAACAUAUCUAUAAAAGCAACCUGAAGGAAUAUAAGAUUCCAAAGUGCAACUCCGUGAAACCAACCUACACACAUCUCUUACACAUUUCAUGUAUGUUUCUGUAUGUACUUGUGUGUGUACAGCAUGUGCAUAUGUGUCUAUUUAUAUACACACAUAUUUAAUCCAUACAUACAUUUAGAAUGAGGUAUAGGUCAUAAGAAGUGUAACAGAGGCAAUAACAGGUGCAUAGGGGAUGUUUUGGAUAUCCAGAUGAACGCUGCGUACCACAGCGCAGAUCUUUUCAGUCUCACUUGGCCUGGAAAAUGUACCAGGAAAUUAGAGGACUAGAUUUAGAGGGAGAGAGAGAUACUUCUCUUUUCCUUUUCUCAUUGACUGAUAAAACUGAAAAAAGUACUUCAACCAUACAAGUCCUUAUCUAGAAAAUGCAUCAAAUUUGUACAGCUUUCAGCACAUUACAUAAUUUUUAAUAAAGUCAGUGUUCUGUAUAUAUUUCUCUGGUAUUUUGCAGUGGGUGAAGUAAAGGGUUUUUGGAAUGACAGUGCGUUUUCUUGGGCUUUGAUCAAUCUCCUUCAGGGUUUGGCUUGUUUCUAUGAUCACAUUACUUAGGGAGGAUUUGCUUUUUAAUUGAAGGGUUUUGUUUGUGUGAAGCUGAAGCUAUGUGUGUGUAGACCACAGACACUUCUGUACCCAGGGAACUCUGGAAACCUGCUGUCUUGGAAAGCAAAGGAUACGUGUAAGAAAAGGAAGUCCUACCGUAAUUUGUAUAUGCAGACUACUUAAAUGUUUUGAGACAAGUACAGGUUUUAAUUUUGAAACAUACUGAUUGUUCCUUCACAGGUAUUUUAUCCAAAAGUAGUAAUAAAGACUGGUAAAUUACUUCAGAAAUAAAAUUUUGUCUGUAGGAAAUAAAAGUCCACAUAUCCCAGAGUAAAUAAACAUACCCUUUUCAGACAUUGCCCUGCUAAAGUGACAAGCACAAAGAGUAUUUAUUCCUUGGAAUUUUAAAACAUGUUGAGUGGCAUAUGGGGUAAGUAAGUGGAUAUUUUCCAAGUCUAAAUCCUUUCUUACUGUUGCCUGUACAGGGGGUAUUCAAAUGCCAUGGCUCCAUGGAAAAUCCCAUUCUGCUGGGCAUUCUGCAAAACAUGGUUAAACCUAAGGGGUAAAAUGUGGGUCUUGGUGAUGUCAGUUUGAAAACUCCACUUGAUUGUGAGAAAAGUUUUGUGUUCAAAAUGCUUCUAGGGUUAUGAUUUCCAACUUUAAAAAAAAAAAUAAAAAAGAAGAAGUGGUAAGAGAAGGGAUCUGAGAUGCUGUUGAAAACAGUUCCUGUUUCACGCAAGAACCAUAGAAGAAAGAUUCACACGUUAGAACUGGAAAACAACUCAGUUUCCACUUGGUGAAAUUUUCAUGAACUAUUUCUGGGAAUGUGAGGAGCGUGUUCUUCACAGCCUACGCUGGGUUUGUCUGGUACAGUUUUGAAUGUCUCAUCACACAGUUUCUAAUCUGUGUGUGACACAAGCCAUAUUUUUUGGACAGCAUGAAGAAGGCAGAAUACUUUUCUAUGUAUUGAAUUUCAAGACCCUAGGAAAUUCACUCUAGUUCUGGUAAAGCUAAGAUUUUGUGUUUUGAAAUAAAAGUAGUUGCUGGUUUUAAAAUUUCCCUACUAGACUGGGAAUGUCAUCUUGUGAGACAGCACAGGGGUAACUUAUUGGGGGACUUUCCUAGACAGUUAUGUCACACUUUGAAAUACACCCACAGUGAGGCUGAUACUUGUGUAAAUCUACAUGAUAAGCCUACCAGGUUCAGGUUCUCAAGCCUUAACUUUUUUCCAAGAUGGAGAUUGGUUGGUCUCAAGACCUACCAAAACCAUUUUCCUCCCUCAAAACAAGUGUUGAAGGCUGCCUGUUGCUGAGCGAGCACAGGGACUGUCACAGCUGGUUCACGCACCAGCCUGUGCUGUCUAGCACUUACCAGUGCCUUUUGGAAUAUCUGGUGGAGAAAAGGUCUUGUUAUUUUUGUCUGGAAUGAGCCAGAAAAAUUUAUUUUGAGGUAUUGGGCAAAAGGCAGUGUU
Ficedula albicollis (Collared flycatcher) is the source of this 4349-nucleotide messenger RNA. RefSeq names its product UBA domain containing 2 (gene UBAC2). Lineage: Eukaryota; Metazoa; Chordata; Aves; Passeriformes; Muscicapidae. Bases 45 to 1079 code for a protein of 344 amino acids. Gene Ontology annotation, molecular function: serine-type endopeptidase activity; protein binding. The record is from RefSeq and is a predicted model, not a curated record. The transcript is spliced from 9 exons.